Molecule: messenger RNA, 1133 nt
Organism: Oppia nitens
Lineage: Eukaryota; Metazoa; Arthropoda; Arachnida; Sarcoptiformes; Oppiidae
Product: ubiquitin-associated domain-containing protein 2-like
Exons: 6
Coding region: 104-1111 (335 amino acids)
Molecular function (GO): protein binding; serine-type endopeptidase activity
Source: RefSeq, a predicted model, not a curated record
CUAUAGUCAGUCAUCAUUUGUUAGUAAACAUAAUAAGAGUUCUUAAACAUCAAGUGAUUGAGUGAAUCAAUUGAUCCCUUAGUUUACCAUCGAUUUGGUGAUAAUGUCGACCGUUGUGUCUACAAGUGUUGGCUUUUACAAAAUGCCGAUUACGAAGACUUUGUUGUCAUCAGUUCUGUUGACUUCUUCAGCACUCAAUGUACCCAUUGUUUACAGUUAUAGACAUUUAUUUAUCUGUAAUAUCAAUGAUAUAGUAUUCAGACAUAAGUUGUGGCAAAUAUUGAUAUCCAAGAUAUGUAUGCCAGACGUCAAAGACCUGGUCUGCGGGUCUUUACUUCUCUAUUAUCUGCGAGUCUUUGAGCGAAGAUAUGGUUCAAACAAAUACGCUUCAUAUUUGUUGUCCUGUUUUACCGUUUCAUUAUUUCUUGAGAUAUCAAUGGUAUUCACUUUGAAUGCAUUCAAUAUUAUUAAAAACCCGAACCUAAUGUCCGGACCAUUUAAUAUAAUAUUUGCACUUUUGGUCAAUUAUUACAUUGAUAUCCCGGCCCUCAAGACAACACAAGUUUUAGGACUUCCUAUAAAUACCAAGACAUUAACAUAUAUUUUGGGAUUUCAGACUAUGAUAACAUCGACUAAUAGCAUGAUUUGUGGAAUUUCUGGGAUCAUCGCUGGACUCAUAUGUCGGUAUAAUGUCUGCAAAGUCUGUAAUUACAUUAAAAUACCGAAAUCUAUUGCAUCAUUUGUGGCCAAAUGGUUGGGUCCUAUUGUGGUCUCUUCACCGCCAAUUGAAAGUCCAAUACAAAUGGGAGCGACCGCUGAAAUUCAAAGACAACAACAAAUAGAAAUAGUUGAACAACAGAUGCUUUUGUCCAGCUUUACAAAUAUUAAUCAACGAAACAAUUUGAACCAAACAAAUAAUACGAGAUUUAAUAAUCUAAACGCACAGACAUCCAGUCUGUCGCCGGACUCAGAGUCGAUCAGUUCACCCGACAAUCUUCACGUAACGGCUUUAGUUGAUAUGGGAUUUGAUAGACAGCACGUGGUUCGUGCACUUCAGCGUUCAAAUAAUGACAUCAAUUUGGCCACUAAUUUACUUCUCAACGAAACUUAAUGUUUUAUUUAUAUUUUCUUAA